Molecule: messenger RNA, 888 nt
Organism: Tripterygium wilfordii
Lineage: Eukaryota; Viridiplantae; Streptophyta; Magnoliopsida; Celastrales; Celastraceae
Exons: 4
Coding region: 1-888 (295 amino acids)
Biological process (GO): DNA integration
Molecular function (GO): nucleic acid binding
Source: RefSeq, a predicted model, not a curated record
AUGGUCUUGGAGACCCUGUCGAGCUCAUUCUCCCAGUUCAAGUUGAACUUCAACAUGAACAAGAUGGAGAUGUCUCUUCCAAUGCUUAUGAAGGAACUUCAAUCCGCUGAGCAGAUAAUGGGAAAGGAGAAGCAAGUCCAUUUUGUUAAGGUUUCUAAUUCUGGGCCUAAAAAGUAUGGAUGCAUUUAUCUAAUGCGCCGCAAGUCUGAGGCUUUGGACAAGUUCAAAGAGUUUAAAGCUUUUGCGGAGAACCAAUUGGAUAAAUGCAUCAAAGCUAUACAGUCUGACCGUGGUGGCGAAUACAUGCUAGAUGAGUAUAAACAGUAUCUCACGGAUAAUAGCAUUGUUAGUAAGCUUUCUGCACCUAGAACUCCUCAACAAAACGGGGUAGCAGAAAGGAGAAAUAGGACUCUACUGGAUAUGAUAAGACAACUAAAUUUGGACCAAGAUCUGUGCUGUGCUAUUGGGUUGGAUUUCCUAAAGGGACUCGUGGUGGCUAUUUCUACAAUCCUGAGAGUCAAAAAAAAUGUUGAGAAUGAACAAAUAGCCGAAACAAAUUUGGAUGCAACACCAGAGCUUCGUCGUAGUGGGAGGGUCGCACGACCUCCUGAAAGGUUCAUGUACUUUGGAGAGUCAGUUUUGGUAGUGUCUGACGAACUUGAACCAGAUCCCACUAGUUACGAAGAAGCAAUUUCUGAUGUUGAUGCGGAUCAUUGGCUCAAAGCGAUAGAAUCUGAAUUAGAGUCUAUGUAUUCUAAUGAAGUGUGGGAUCUUGUAGACAUACCUGAUGGAAUAAAACCCAUAGGGAGCAAAUGGGUCGACAAAAGGAAAAGAGGAGUAGAUGGAAAGGUUGAAACCUUUAAAGCAAGGCUCAGAAAAAGGGUAUAG